Molecule: messenger RNA, 2589 nt
Organism: Micromonas pusilla CCMP1545
Lineage: Eukaryota; Viridiplantae; Chlorophyta; Mamiellophyceae; Mamiellales; Mamiellaceae
Exons: 1
Coding region: 1-2589 (862 amino acids)
Biological process (GO): DNA topological change
Cellular component (GO): nucleus
Molecular function (GO): DNA topoisomerase type I (single strand cut, ATP-independent) activity; DNA binding
Source: RefSeq, a predicted model, not a curated record
AUGCCGACGGUCCUGUGCGUCGCGGAGAAGCCGAGCCUCGCGGCGUCGAUCGCGGGGUUCCUCUCCGACGGGACGCACAAGACGCGCAGGGGCGGGCAGGACGUCCACGAGUUCGUCCGCGUCUACGACGGCCAGCGAUGCGACUUCAAGGUGACCGCGGUGUGCGGGCACGUCCUCUCCAUCGACUUCCCCGACAAGUACCAAGACUGGGACGUCGACCCGGGCGCGCUCUUCGACGCGCCCGUGGUGAAGAAAGAGGCGAGCCCGGGAGCGCGCGUGGUGUCGCACUUGGAGCAAGAGGCGAAGGGCGCGACGCAUCUCGUGCUGUGGCUCGACUGCGACCGCGAGGGCGAGAACAUCUGCUACGAGGUCGUCGACGCGUGCGUCCCGCGCAUGCGCCCGCCCCCGGGCGCGGCGAGGGACGACUACGUCAAGCGCGCCAAAUUCAGCGCGGUGAGCAAGGAGUCCAUCGAGCGCGCGAUGGCGACGCUCGGGACGCCGAAUCGACACGAGGCGAUGGCGGUCGACGCGCGACAGGAGCUCGACCUCAAACUCGGCGUGGCGUUCACGCGGUUCCAGACGCGCUACUUCCGAGGCAAGUACGCCGCGUUGGACGCGUCCGUGGUGUCGUACGGGCCGUGCCAGACGCCCACGCUGAAUUUCGCGGUGGAGCGUCACCUCGACAUCGCGAAGCACGUCCCGGAAGACUAUUGGGUGCUGUGCGUGACCGCGCGGUCGACGGAGACGGACGAAGUCGUCGCGUUGCGUUGGAACCGCGAGAGGGUGUUCGACCGAGACGCCGCUGAGCUGUUCAAGAGACUGGUCGUCGACGACGCGCGCGCGAACGGCGUCGCGCUCACCGCGUUCACGCGCACGGAGGAGAAACGCCCGAGGCCGAGCGGUUUAAACACCGUGGAGAUGUUGAAAGCCGCGUCCGCCGGUUUAGGCAUGGGCGCGCACGCCGCGAUGCAGGUCGCGGAGCGGCUGUACAUCUCCGGGUUCAUCUCGUACCCGCGGACGGAGAGCACCGCGUACCCGCCCGGUUUCGAUCUGAGAGGGACGCUGAGCGCGCAGAGACACCACCCGGCGUGGGGCGAGCACGUCGCGGAGCUUCUCGACGGCGGCGCGAUGACGCGGCCGCGCGGCGGGAAGGACGAGGGCGACCACCCGCCGAUCGCGCCGACGCGCUCCGCGACUUCGGAGCGCGUCGGCGGCGGCGACGCGUGGCGUCUGUACGACUUCAUCGCGCGGCACUUCAUCGCGUCGUUGUCCCCGGACUGCGCGUACGACGUCCAGCGCGCGUCGUUCGCGUGCGGCGGCGAGGGGUUCGCGGUCGUCGGGCAGAGCGUGAUCGAGCCCGGGUGGACGAAGAUGAUGCCGUGGCGCGCGAUCGAGGAGGACCCUCUCCCGGAGCUUACCCCCGGCGCGAAGCUCGCGAUCGCGGGCGUGGAGUUGACGACGUCGCAGACGUCGCCGCCACCGUACCUCUCCGAGAGCGAUCUGAUAUCGCUCAUGGAGAAGAACGGCAUCGGGACGGACGCGUCGAUACCCGCGCACAUCAACAACGUGGAGAAGCGGGGGUACGUGAAGAUCGGCGCCGGUCGGAGGGUCGUGCCGACGGAUCUGGGCGUCACGCUGACGCGCGGGUACCACGCGAUCGACCCGGACCUCGCGCUUCCGUCCAUGCGCGCGAGCGUGGAGAAGCAGCUGGAUUUGAUCGCGAGCGGGGAGGCGACGCACGCCGCGGUCGUCGCGCACGCGUUGAAGCAGUUCGCCGCGAAAUUUCACAACUUCGUCGCCAACGUCGACAGGAUGGACUCCCUGUUCGAGGCGCACUUCUCCCCGAGCGCGAGCACGGAACGACCGUUUAGCAAGUGCGGGUCGUGCUGCCGGUACUUAAAGCUCGUCACGACGACGCCGCAGCGGCUGUACUGCGCGACGCAGGAGGCGGUCUACGACCUCCCCCCGGGGGUCGUGAAGUUGUACCACGGCCGCGAGUGCGUCCUGUGCGGGUUCGAGCUCUUGUUGCUCACGUCCGGGGACCGCACGUACCCGCUGUGCCCGUACUGCUUCAACCACCCACCGACGGGGAUGGGUCACGGCGCGCGCGCGCCGCGACGUCUCGUGAGCGGGUGCCCGCACCCGAGCGCGCACCCGAUCGUCGCCGAGCUCAGCACGGGGCCGUGCCCCGAGUGCGACCCCGACGACGACGCGGUCCUCCUCGUCGAGCCCGUCGGCGGCGCGCGCCACAAGCUCGUCUGCUCCGAGUGCACGCUGCUCGUGAAGUUUUCGGAGGAGCUCACGCACAAGGUGUGCGCGACGGAGUACGAGUGCGGCGGAUGCGGCGGUCCGUGCGUGGAGGUGACGUACAAGAGAGAGAAGACGCCGUUGGCGGGCGGGGAGACGAGACACGUCGCGUGCGUCGCGUGCGACGACCUUCUGCGCUCGCAGAUCACGCUCUCGAGAGGACGCGGAGGGGGCGGGAGAGGGAGAGGGAGGGGGCGGGGUGGGAGGGGCGGACGAGGCGGGCGCGGGGGGAGGAAACCCGCGAGCGAGCGCGACCAAAAGAUGAGCUUCAAGGAGUUUUGA